This is a messenger RNA of Archocentrus centrarchus (flier cichlid), 7419 nucleotides long. It is a transcript of the gene frem1a, whose product is annotated as Fras1 related extracellular matrix 1a. The record is from RefSeq and is a predicted model, not a curated record. Lineage: Eukaryota; Metazoa; Chordata; Actinopteri; Cichliformes; Cichlidae. The transcript is spliced from 36 exons. Gene Ontology annotation, cellular component: membrane. The coding region runs from base 45 to 6590 and encodes 2181 amino acids. Gene Ontology annotation, biological process: cell communication; anatomical structure morphogenesis.
AGGCUUGUAAAAACCAUCAGGGCGUGGCCUCGCGACUGACAGCAAUGGCUUCACAGGCUCUAACGCUGGCCUGGAUGUGUCUUCUAAUGCUUUUGCUGGGAAUAACCUGCACAUCGAAUCGUUCCAUUGUAAAAGUCAAUAAGGGUUUAAAGGUGAAACGAGGCCAGUCAGCCUACCUUCAGGAGGGGGACUUGCAGUUCCACAUCCCCCAUCAGAACGAUGCAUGCAAGCUGGAGGUGGUGGGGAACGAGCCCAUAACUCAGCGAGUAGGAAAACUCAUGCCUCAGGUAUUUGAUUGUGAUUAUCUGGCUGAUGAAGUAAAGUAUGUUCACAAUGGCUGCCCAUUGUUAAAGGAAGACACUGUCAAGCUUCGCCUGUACAGAUUCACAGAGACAGACACAUACAUGGAGGUCUUUUCUAUCCAUGUAGAAAUUAUGGAACCUGACUGCACUAUUAUUAGGUUGGGGUCCAAAUCCCUGGAAGUUCCCGAAUUCUAUGGCCUCUCAAAUGCUGUUGAUGGCAAUGUGGUAUCCUUCCACUAUGAAAGGAGGGCGAGCUCGGAAUGUAGCAUCCAUCUGAGUAGUCGGGACAGCCAUCUGCCGGCCCACGGCCAGCUCGUCACAGGAGAGCCAGAGAAAGCCACCAAGAGAGGGGAUGAGCCGGAGAGCUUCAUCCACCUGCGGCAGCAGCUGGAUAACAAAGCCAGGGCGAUGUGUAAAUCUGAUGAGUGCCUGAAGGGUCUGAAGCUAGUGAAGUUUACCAAAAUUCCCUGUGAUGAUUUCCUGGUGAUGGGGCUAAGGUAUCAGCAUGUAGACCCUCCUUCUCCAGAUGUAGACUACAUCGCAUUCAGACUGGAUCUCAAGGACACCAGGAGUGGAAGGAUAUAUCAGUCUGAACAGGCCUGGAUUCCAGUGCACAUAACUGGUGCAAUGCCCAACCAGCCUCCCAAACCAUCCUACAUGUCCAUGUUUAUUUUGGAGGUAGACCAGUUCAUCCUUACUCCACUCUCCACUGCUACGUUAGACUCUGAAGAUGAAGAAACUCCCAAAGAGCUUUUAGUUUUUAACAUAACUGCACCUCCUGCGGAUGGCUUCAUAACCCAUCUGUCUGAUCACACUCGCCCAGUCUCCUCCUUUACAUGGCUCGAUCUCAAUGACAUGCUCAUUGGAUAUCAACCUUCAAACAUCUCACACAGCCAACGUAGGGAUUAUGAGGUACAGUUUGAAGUUCAUGAUUUUUAUUUUAAGAAGAGCCCACCGAUUACUGUUCACAUGUCUGUAAGGACUGCAGACACAAAUGCGCCCAGGGUGUCCUGGAACAUGGGUCUCAGCCUGUUAGAGGGUCAGUCUCGUCCAAUAACAUGGGAACAACUCCAGAUUGUGGAUAACAACAACCUGAAUGCUGUCCGUAUCAUCACUGUGGAUGGCCUGCAGCACGGAUGGCUAACAGUCAGAGGUGGAAAGAGCUUCAUGUUCACUGUCGCUGAUAUCAAAGUGGGUGUGGUCUGCUAUCACCAUGACGACAGCGACUCCACCACAGACUUCAUUAUCUUUCGUAUCACCGACGGUCACCAUCAGACCCGACACAAGUUCCCCAUCAAGAUCCUCCCCAAGGACGACACCCCUCCUUUCCUCAUUGCCAACAUACUGCUGGAGGUGUUGGAGGGCCAGACGGCUCUGCUGAGAGGCUCCACCCUCCAGGCUUCUGACGUGGACUCCAGUGAUGACUACAUUCUCUUUAACAUUACCUGCCCCCCACAGGCAGGAGAAGUUAUAAAAAUCCCUGGACCAGGGGUGACAGGUUACCCCGUCAGCCACUUUCUGCAGAAGGACCUGUCUCAGUCCAAGGUUUACUAUCGUCAUCUUGGAAAUGAGGUGUUUGAUGAUUCUUUCGAGGUGGUACUGUCUGAUUUUCACGACCCACCCAACCUGUCAGAGCCUCAGGUGGUGAUGGUGCACAUAGAGCCCGUUCCAGACAAACCACCUAAAGAAGUUCCCGGUUCCAGGCGGUGUCUUGUGAUCAAAGAGACAGAAGUAGUCCACAUAACACGGCAGCAGCUUCACUUUGUAGACCAGGAGUCAGCUGACAGGGAGCUGACAUAUACUGUAACUACACCACCUUUCUACGUUCGUCCUAACAACAGUCCAGAUGCAGGGAGGCUGUUCCUGGUCGACACCAUACCCAAAUUUACCAAAGACUCCAACGCACCAAUGCUGAGGCUCUUCACACAGCAUGCAGUGAACUUCUUGAAAGUAGCCUACAUGCCUCCAAUCAUGGACAUUGGCCCUUACCCCGAGCAUAUCCAGUUUGUUCUCUCUGUAACCAACCAUCUAGGUAAAACAGUCGCUGGAAUCUGCUUUAACAUCACUGUACUGCCAGUGGACAACCAGCCCCCACAGGUUAUUACCAACCCUCUGAGUGUAGAUGAGGGCGGAGAGUGCUGGCUGGGCCCUGAACACUUGCUGCUAUCAGAUGUGGACUCUUUAGAAGGAGCUCUGCAGGUGGAGCUUCAAAGGGAACCACAGCACGGGACUCUGGAUCUAGGUGGACUCCUGAUAAAACCAGGACAAUCCUUCACUCUGCAAGACCUGAAAAGCCAUAAAGUUAGGUACAGUCAUGACAGCUCAGAAACUAUACAGGACAACAUUGAAUUCACCGCAACAGAUGGGACCAGUUCAGUCAGUUUUGUCUUGCGAGUGAUGGUAACGCCCAUCAAUGAUGAGGUCCCAGUGGUGGGUACGGGUUUGAAACCAGUUCUCAGCUGUGCAGAGGGGCAGGAAAUAGUCAUCACAACAGAAUACGUCUAUGCUACUGACAAAGACAGCGACAGCAGCAGCCUGUCCUUUCUAAUCGCUCAGCAGCCACAUCAUGGUGUGGUGCUGCGAAACGGUGUAGUGGUUGAUCGCUUCAUCCAGGCUGACAUCACUGCAGGGAUCAUCACGUACAAACACACAGGGCUGGAGAUUGGACUCACUCCUUGCCAUGACACCAUCACCUUCGUCAUUUCUGAUGGAGAGACAGAGACUUCGGCUUUAUGCUGCAGUGGAGGGAAUCCUGCCAGAACCAGAGGCACCGCUCAUCUACGGGACAGUCUGCCCGUGUACGAUCUCCAGAUCACAGUGUUUCCUGUUGACAGCCAACCACCUUCACUAGAAACAGCAGACAUCUUUACAGUGGAUGAAGGUGAGACUGCCCCGAUCACUGUGGCUCAUCUGAAAGCCUCUGACGUGGAUACAGUCGUGGAUGAGCUGGUGGUCAGUCUGAUUUCUCCACCCCAGUUUGGCUACAUUGAAAAUGUUCUCCCCAGUCCUGGUUUUGAGAAAAGCAAUACAGGAAUCAGCAUAGAUUCGUUUUCAUACAGAGACAUCGUUGAGGGCCAUGUUAACUAUGUACAGUCCAGACACCAGAGGAUGGAGCCCACCGCUGACCACUUUAUGCUCUGUGUGUCAGAUGGCAAACACAGCUCUGCCCAUGUCCCUUUCUACAUCAUUAUUAACCCAACAAAUGAUGAAGUCCCAGAGUUUGUGGCUCACAACAUCACAGUACAAGAAGGAAAAAUGAAGCAGCUGGACUCAUCUGUCUUGCAUGCGAUGGAUCUGGACGUUCCCAGGGACAUCCUGAUCUUCACUGUGGUCAAACCUCCUGAACAUGGCAGCAUCAUCAACCACAGCAGUGGAGACGCAGUCAACAAGAAACGAGAAGCCCAGCAUAAAUUCCCUGUUGUCGACUUUACUAUGACAGAUCUUAUAAAUGGUAUGGAUCUGAUGUACAUGCACGAUGACUCUGAGAAUAUGGAGGAUAGUUUUACCAUACAGCUGACUGACGGCCGGCACCGACUCCUUAAACAGGUGAUGGUUAAAGUGCUGCAAGUGAAUGACGAGAGGCCACAGCUCAUUAGGAACAAUGGACUGGAGGUGGAACCAGGAGAAACCAGAGUUAUAUCCAGUGUGUCACUGUUUGCACAGGACAGUGAUACCCCAUCUUCAGAGAUCAUGUACAUUUUUGAAAGGGUUCCAACCCAAGGACUGCUCCAGCUUAAGGAAAAUCAGGACUGGGUCACACUGGUUCCUGGGAGAAACUGCACCCAAGAAAUGGUAGACAUGAACCUUCUGCGUUAUGCAAACACGGACCAUCAUGCUGCUAAAACACAGGACUUCUUUGUCUUCCACUUGCUGGAUGGAAAGAAUCAAUCACCCCCACAGCACUUCCAGAUCUCUAUCAAAGAUCUAGACAAAGGAAACAUUGCCAUCUUUGUGAAGCCAGUGAAUGUCAGCCGUGGUGAUCGUGUGGUUCUCACCACAGAUGUGCUGUUAGCCAUUGAUGGCACAGACAAACCAGAGGAACUUCUAUACAUCAUCACUAGUCCACCUGCUCAUGGACACAUAGAGUACAUAACACAUCCUGGUCUGGUCAUAUCAACCUUCAGUCAGAUGGACAUAGCAGCCAACCUUGUGGCUUAUGUUCAUGAUAACCGAGCCAGCACACCCAAAGAAACUUUCCAGUUUAUAGUGAGCAAUAGUAAAACUAGCCACAAUGGAAGCUUUGAGAUUGGGGUGGAAAUGGUGGAUCGCAUCUUACCAUCUCUGUCCUCCAACAAAGGCCUCACAGUCCCUCAAGGAUCUUCCAUUAUCUUGGGUCCUGACUGCCUGUCAGUGUCUGACUCUGACACGCCGCCCGGCACCCUGACCUUUGUCCUUCUGCAGCCUCCACAGUAUGGCAAAUUAGUUCUAGCAGGUGAAACCCUGACCACAGGUUCUAACUUCACCCAGAGAGACAUAGAGGAGUUGGAGGUGACUUAUAAUCACGAUGGGGGGCCUUCACAGAUCGACCGGUUCUCCUUCACUGCCUCUGACAGCACUAAUCGGGGCUUCCUGCUGGAUGGGCGGUUACACACAGAGCCUGUUUUCUUCACUAUUCAGAUCAAGCCUUUGGAUAAGUCGCCUCCUGAGGUUGUGAAGCUGCUUCCCCUUUGGAAGGCAGAGCCUUUAGGUGACGGCCGAUACGGCAUUUUUCUCUCAUCCCGAGAACUGAAGGCCCGAGACAGCAACAGCAGAGAAGAAGAGCUGAUGUUCUGUAUUGUUCGUCCACCAUACUUUGGUUUCCUGGAAAACAUUACCACAGGUGGAUUUGUGCCACAGCGCUUCUUUCAGAUGGAGCUAAACAAGAGAACUAUUGUGUAUAUCAUCAGUCUGGACACAGAGGCUCUCUCAGACAGCCUGGAGUUCAGAGUGUCUGAUCCGCUGGGAAACACAGGACCUAGUCACUUACUUGAAUUUAUUUGGUCCAGGGUGGAGCUAUCUCAGACUGAGUCUUCAGCAUGUGAGCAGCAGGGAACUAUCUCACUAGACAUCAUUCGUCAGGGAAAUUUGGCCAUAUCGUCAUAUAUUUCUGUCAAGGUAAAGGAGGUAACUGCAACUGCCGGGAAGGAUUUCCUCGUAAACCCUUCUACACUCAUUCAGUUUGAUCCAGGAGUGUCUAAGCGAAGGUGGCAAACUGAGAUCAUUCAAGAUCACCUUGAGGAGGCUGAGGAGACAUUUGAAGUGCUGCUGGUCUCUCCUGAAGGCACAGUCAUUGGCAGCAUCAACAAGGCUCAACUUACCAUCAGGGACUCAGGAGAAGGGCAGUGCAGGCUAAACCAGAAUCAGGAGGCUCCAGUUCUUGGAGGACAGGAGAUUCGGUCUAACGCAUACCCUCAGCAUGGAUCCAUCCACCUAGAGAAACUUCCCCUUGGCACAGAAUCAAUCAUCUGGACCCGUGGAGACAGCAUCCCAAGGGCAGGGGCAGAACUCCCCCAAAAGAAACUUAAAGUUAUAGGCAAUCCAAAGUCAAUUGCACCAUCAUCAGUUUUCCACAAUGGAACAGACACAGUUUACACAUAUCAUGGCAUCAUGCAAAUGCAAGUAGAAGAUGACACCUCCCCAUCCAGGAUGGGCAGAAAGGCAAACAUCCGGGUGGUUAGCAGGGGGGCGCAACAGCGGCAGUCAGUUGUGUCAAAGUCACAUCUUCAAAGAGACAUCUUAAAACCCCAGAAAACCGGAGUGGCUGAGGGACACACUGCAGCUGGUAACCCAGUCCCCAAGCCCUGUGUGCCAGAACUGAUGGGCCUCCUGCACUUUAACCAGGCCACCAAUGAGCUCUUACACUGCAACGGCGUCUCCUGGAAACCUUGGGCGCCAACUGAUAAGAUGGUGAGUGCUCAGAUGUGUCCUCGAGGCUGGACCUUUCAUGGUGGUCAUUGCUACAUUGUCAGUACUGAGCAGAAGGUCACAUGGAGCACAGCAAACAGGGCCUGCAGGGAAAGAUUUAAAGCAACACUAGCAAGUGUUCUCUCUAAAGGUGACAUGGAGUGGCUGUGGGAUUUCAGUGGAAGAAGACCAUUCUGGAUAGGCCUGCACGACAGGGAGGGCCGAGGACACUGGGAGUGGGUUGGAGGCGAGCCGGUCAGCUACACCAACUGGAGGAAAAUGCCUCUUCAGUCCAAAAGAAAAGAAAGCAAAAAGUGUGUCCUGGUUUGGAGAAGGGCAAAGUGGCAAAUGAGAGACUGCAAGACAAGCAGAGGUCAGCGCUUUGUCUGUUCAGUUAAAAUCUGAAUUCAGCACUGUACGGUAUAUGAUCUGACAACGAGGAGCCAACGACGUUUGAGCAGAGCUGAAAGGAAGGAGUGGGCCUCCGGACAUUAAACUGCAAUACCAGACAAAUUUCCAAUAACGAUCUUUGGGAAGUUGCUAAAACUGUUACUGAUAUUUGUAAUAAAAUUAAUGACAGUUAAGAUGUUGCAUAACCUCUACCUGUAUCCAGGUUACAACACAUUUGCUUCAGUUAAUGAGUGAAAGGACUGCUGCAUAAAGCACAUAAGAUUUUUUUUAUAAAAGUAUCAGGUGUCUUUUUCUGUUUGCUUACUGUUAUUUGGAAAUUGUUUUUUUUUUUUGUUUUGUUUCAAGAGUCUGCAAAAUAAAUCUCUCUUUAUCACUUUAUAUUUCAUUUAUAUGAUAUUAUAUACUUUUCUGUAUGUAUUCCAGUACUUAUGGCUUUCACAUGUCCCCUAUGAAAAUAUAAUGAAAAUGUCUGUGUGCAUUCUACUUACCAUGAUGCUUCCUAAAAUAAUGACUGGGGCCUUUUUUUACAUCAGCUGCAGAAGGCAGCAGGCUUCUGUUUGAUGCAGGCGUGUUUAAUGGCAGACACAAAUGCCUCUGCUGUUCGAGGUUUCCUGCAAAAUCACUUUACUCUUCACGGGGUGCAGAACGUCACUUCGUCCACAUUCAUGUGUAUUAAAACAGGGAUAGUCAUCAAAUGAGCCACUAACUCAGUGGUUCUCAAAUCCAGGCCUCGUGGCCAGGUGUCCUGCAGGUUUUAGAUGUGUCCCUGAUUCAACACACCUGAAUCAAAUGGCUGAAUUACCUUCUCGGUAUGCAGUCAGGU